AUGGGGAGCGAACAACUCAAUUUAAAAAUCCUGAUGAAGAAGUUCCUCAGCGAGGAGAAGGAGUACAUCAAAUUGGUGAAUAAAGAUCAAAGAGACAUUAUCCUUUUCGAAAAGGAAAACUUUUAUAUACAUGCAAAUGUCCUCUGUGGAAUUGAAAGCAGGAAGAAAGAAAGAUACAACGUAGGGGAUAUCUACCUAUUCCUGUGCCUGCCCAAGAGCAACUACACAUUUUCGUACAUAAAUUCUGUUGGCUAUAAAUAUAUAAGCAUCCUUGAGAAAAGCAAAAUUAUUAAAAUUAUCGAAGACAAGGAAGAUAAUGACGAAAUUAAAGUGAAUUUUUUUGUGUAUGAUUUGAAGAAGGUGUUAGAUUUGCACGACUAUGUGGAUGUCGAAGAUAAGGAUCAGGGCAUCCAGGCGGAGCUCUUCCACUUGGACGUCGUGGGGGACGUGGACAGGGCGAGCGAAGAUGGGAAUGCAAAGGGAAGUCACCUGAAAGGAAGUGGCGCGAAAGGUUCCACAACGGGGGCGAAGCAGGAGGAGGGAGGGGGAGAAACGUUUAGCCCGGGCCACCGGAAGAGGAAGCGAGAAGGGGGGGAGCUGCAAAAAGAGGGAGAGCCUCCAAACGGGGAAGGCGGCCAAACGGGGGGUCACCCAAAGCCCGCAUAUCACGAAAAAGGCAGCAGUUAUCUCGACGAAGGCGCCGCCUCCCCCGUUGCGAAGGAAAAUUUCGUCUCCUUCGAUAGCGUAAGAACCGUAUGUGAUACAGAAAAAAUGGGCAACUCGCUAAUCCUGUAUGUGGCGAAGGGGGGCCCGGAAAGCAGACUUACCCUCGGCGAAAUAGACUCGUUGGAGAAAAUGGGGGAUUACAACUUCCUGCAGAGAGAUGUCCCCUCCCAAGAGUACGACCCGCUAAUCUAUUUCAAUUGUAACGAAGUUAACGCGCUGGAGGAAUUUACGAACGAUGCGAGCAACAAUUAUGACUUCUUCAGAGUGGAGGUUGCGGACCCCUCGAAUGGGAGAGACCACUCUGGGGGGAAUUCCCCAAUUGAAAGUGCCCAAACGGGGGAAGCCGUUCCAACAGAGGAGCCAACACAACAGAUGGGUAAUCCCCCCCAUGAUGGGAAGAUCAAAACAGCCAAUAAUCAAAGUGGUGAAACGGAUGGGGAAAGCAAAAGCAGCCACCAUAAGGACAGCCCCGACGGCAGCCUGCAAAACAUGGCGAAGCAUUACUUCGAAAAGGAUCACUUUUUUAAAAACUUUUUUCUGCAAAAUGUGAAUUUGUACUCCGUUUUAAAAAACACCUAUUUUGGGAACACCCAAAAUGAAACGCAAAUCGAUCAGUGUGUAAAAUUCAUUGUGCACAAGUUCCACAGGGAUUACAUCAAAUUUAUGGAAAAUCACAAAAAUAAAGUUUUUUCCACCUGCAACGAUUUUCUCAGAAGGUACUCCAAGCAUAACUACACAGAUAUUUAUCAGAAGGGAGAUUUGUACAAAAAUUUUGCAGACUACGAUAUGCUGGACCUCGACUUGAGCAUUAAUGAAUACAAUGAGGGAAAGCGUUCCACCAAUCAGGUUGACUCCCGGUUAGAUGUUCACGGUCAGAAUGGUCAUACACUGGAUGUGGAGGAGGAGGAGGAGGAGGCGAAAUUUCUGGUUGGCCAAUUUAUCCCCCUAGAAGUGGUCCAAAAUUUCAACGAUCACGAUAAGAUAAUUUUCUUUCACGAUUUGCUCGCUCAGUAUGUGCAAGCCGUAGGUGACAAACAGUGCUACGAUGCGAAUAGGGCGCUCGUUAACUUUGUUCAUAAUUUUGUUAAUGACUUUUCCCUUGAGGAGAAUCUCUAUUGGGGGGUGAAUGCCAAGCGAGGUUGCCCCCUCCCCCCAGAGGAGUUACUCCUGUCCGAUCCGGAAGACUUCCUUUUCGAUUUGGCCCAGGGGGAGGAGAUCCCCCUAGGUGAAAAUACCACCCCAUUGGAGGAAACAAACGAUCAGAAAAAGAAACCCCCAUUUGCAGAAAACAACUGCGCUGUGGUCAGGAGCAAAGUUGACAGGAAAACCAUCUCGCAGAUGAAAUUGUCAGACGAACAAAUCGCAGCGAAUGAAGAAAUCACCAAGGCGGUACUCCUCAAAGAAGUUAACAUGCAGGACGCGUAUGACCAGAUAGGAAAAAACGCCAGUGACUUCAGUCGCAUAUAUAACCUUUUCGAACGAGAGCUUCUAAACAAAAGUAAUAUCAAAAAUGUAUACAUAAAUGGAAUUAAGAAAAACAUCAUCGUCGAUGAUCAUCAUCAUAUGAAAACGAGGGUGGAAAAAAAAUCGUUAAAACUUAUCGACGAAAUUCAUUUAACGUUUAAGAAGAGACCCAUUAUACUGAUUGAAAAAGAGAGCAGCAAUCAUAUAAUUAAUAGGAACAAUCUGGAAUCCUUUUUUUUGCAUAACCGUUUGGACAACUCUGGCCCCAAUCGGAAAGGGACUCAUGUCACAGGUGCUGGGGGGGACGGCGCAACAGGGCCGUACAAUUCCAUACCCAUCAUUUACAAAAUGUUUAACAAAAAAAAAAGCAUAAAAUUUUCGUUCAUCGAAAAUGAUCAGAUUUCGAAAUUGACCGAAACGGACUGGAAGUGCGUCAUUGCAGUUAUCAUAAAAUCCAAGGAGUCGCUAAAAAACAUUUUAAAUGAAUACCCGUUCGAAAUUCCUACUGCGCUCUUCCAGCCAUUCAAAUCUUUUUUUUUUAUGUACAAUGAUGUUAUAAUACCGUCCGAUUUGUUGACAGGGGGGAAUGUCGAUAUCAUCAGACUCAGUCGGGAAAACAGGAAGGAGGAUUACCUCGCCGUUAAUAAAUUUUGGACCAACAUUGAGAAGUUCAUUUUGCAAAGGCGCGACAGGUCUUGCUACACGCGGAAGGGGAAGUCCUAG
Molecule: messenger RNA, 2913 nt
Organism: Plasmodium vivax (malaria parasite P. vivax)
Lineage: Eukaryota; Apicomplexa; Aconoidasida; Haemosporida; Plasmodiidae
Exons: 1
Coding region: 1-2913 (970 amino acids)
Biological process (GO): transcription elongation by RNA polymerase II; positive regulation of transcription elongation by RNA polymerase II
Cellular component (GO): Cdc73/Paf1 complex
Molecular function (GO): RNA polymerase II complex binding
Source: RefSeq, a predicted model, not a curated record